AAUCGAAAGAAAACAAUUCGUGCACGCCAAUACAUACUCCAACGUAUCGGAAAACACUCAAAAAAUGAUUCGAUGUGCUGCUAAAAGAGCACGAUUGGGCCGCCGACUCAUUGAAAAUGCACCAUCAGGUUUUUUUGGUCGGAUCGAAGGGUUGUGCGAGUUAUCAGAGCAGAGCCAUACUUCUGCAGUGCCAGAAAAUCUCAUACACGGCCAUCGGUAUUACUCGCUGUCAUCUGGCAUUUACGACAGCUCGAAACCAUCUCAUCGCGACGGUUUGCCAUCAGAAUCUCUGCUCACGACCAACGGUGRCGAUGAUUCAAAGGAAAAGGAACCAAUCAGUCUUUUCUUCGAAAAAAGGAAAGCAGCCCUAGAGAAAAAGAAACUAGAGCAGCAGGAGCGGGGCAGUCGUGGUGAUUCUGGGAAUCCUGAAAACAGAAAUAAUAGACCUCGAAAUAGGAAUCAGAAUCAGCGAAAGAGCAGUAAUCGCCAACAUACAACUAGCUUUCAGCAAGGGCGAGGUCAGCGUCAAAAUCGACACGAACAAGGUUCGAGAGGUGGGAACAGCACUAGAAACCACGAAAAUUAUGGCAACAUGCGUCGAAACAACAAUAAUUUCAAUCACGGUGAUAGCAAUCAGAACACAAGAAGGCGACAGCAAGGGUUAUCGGAUGUUCUUCAAGUGAUGUCGCGCAAUCGCAACCGAAAUCCAAAUGAUACUCGACAGGAACAUUCAUCUCGACGACCGCGACAGGAUCCGCACCAACAAAAUAAUAACAUUAGAGGCCGUCGCUCCGCUAACAACGACGAGCAAGGGAUUGCUAGGUUUAGCCGACGAGAUCCAACGGAUAAGGGCAGUAGCUAUAAUCAAAGCAACAGCAAGCCYGAAGGAACGCUUCGUCUUGCAGAAAUGAUGAAAAAAUUGCGCAAAGAUGCUCCUUCAAGAGUACAACAAGGGCGAUCMGACCAAUCCUCGUCGGGACAAUUUUCUCGACAGAACAACAGAGACGGCCGAGCUUCUUGGCGACAGAAAAGAUUCUCAAUUCCACUCUCUGGAGAAGAUGGAAAAGGUCAAAGAAGGGGAAACGAUCAACGACAAAGAGGGCCAAGGCCACCGCAGGCCGAAGAGUUUUUGCAAGGUCGCAUAUCCAGAACCGAUGACAGUGAUGCGGACGAGUUAGUAGACGCAACCACACCUGAAAGGGUUGUUACCCUACCAGUUAGCAAUUCCUUGACACUUUCUGAUGUCUCUUCUUUGUUUCGUGUGAAGGUUGAUGACAUCCGGGAAAAACUUCGGGCUAUGGGAGUUCGGGGGGAGGAUAGUUUAGAUAUUGACGUGCUAGAAUUAUUAGCGAUGGAUUUUGGGAUCGAAACCGUGCGAUCGACUAACGAGCAUGUCGUAGUAGAUUCAGAGCAGCUUUUGAUGCAGCAACGAAGAUCAGACGCUGAUAAAGAUAAAACAACUGAUGAUAGUGCUACGGAGACAUACCCACCAAGGCCACCCAUUGUCACUAUAAUGGGCCACGUGGACCAUGGAAAAACAACUUUAAUGGAUGCACUUCGUCGGCGCUCCCAAGAGCAACAAGGAAAAGGCAAAAAAGGCAAUACAACAAAAAGUAAGAAGAAGAAGUCUAAAAAGUCAAAAAAUGCCAGUAGAGGUGUCACGAAGGACAUAGCCGGCACCGAAGCUGGAGGAAUCACGCAAAUCAUAAGUGCUUUCCAAGUUGCCUUGGAGGGACAAGAUGAUAAGAUCACUUUCUUAGAUACACCUGGUCAUGCAGCCUUUCGAGCGAUGCGUCAAUCAGGAUCUCACGCUGCCGAUGUUAUUGUCUUGGUAGUUGCGGCCGACGAUGGAAUUUCGGAGCAGACCAUCGAAAUCAUCGAGUUUUACAAAUCGAUUGUGAAGGGUUCUUCCGAGAACGUUAUUAGCAUGGUCGUAGCAGUGAAUAAAAUCGACAAGCCUGGAAUAGACCCGACAGAGGCACAGAUGAGGAUUGAGAACCAACUCUUGGAGCAUGGUAUUGUUUCGGAGGGAAUGAGUUCUGAGGGAUCAGAAUAUGGGCAACCCGUGCAAGUCAUACCCACCUCGGGAUUAUCUGGGGAAGGCCUGGAUGAUUUAAUGGAAGGAUUACUGCUGCAGAGCGAAAUAAUGGAUUUACGAGCAGAUGACAAGGCUCGUGGCGAAGGAAUUAUCAUGGAUGCUAGACAAGAAAAAGGACUCGGUGUGGUUGCAGAUUGCAUUGUGCGCUGGGGUACGAUCGAGAAGGGAAAUGUGAUUGUUAGUGGCGACCAGGUUUCACAAGUCCGAAUGCUCAAAGAUGUGAACAACAGAAUGCUGAAGAAUGGACUUCCUUCCCAGCCGGUCCGCAUCAUUGGAUUCAAGUCUCUUCCAAAGGCUGGUGAUCCAGUCAUGGUUGUCGAAUCGGAAGAAAUCGCAGAAGAAAUGCUGGAACAACGGCGUGCUCUCGAUCUGUCGACCAAUGACCGACCCGAUGGAGCUCGCAGUGACGUAGAGCUACAUAUUACUGGAAUGCGAAGAGGUGAUACAUGGCGUGUCAAGAAAUUUACCAACAAGGCUGCGAUCGAAGAAUCCGAUGGAAGUGUUCGUAUUCCAAUCAUCAUAAAAGCAGAUGCAGAUGGAUCUUUAGCGGCAGUCCGCGAAUCGCUUCUGAACAUUGGCAAUGAUUCCAAGCACAACGUGAUAAUCGAUCCGAUAAUGGAAGGAAUUGGUGAAGUCACACCCAGCGAUAUUCAGAUGGCAAAAGAGAGCGAGGCCACAAUUUUUUCGUUUGGUUCCAUGCGGGUUGAUCAAAUUACUGUAAACCUAGCUGAAUCGGAAAAUGUGUCAAUCUGCACCAACAACAUCAUUUAUUCACUGUUGGACGAAGCCAAAGACGUUCUUGGAUCUUAUCUUCCUUUGAUUCCUCAAAAGCAUACACAUGGACGCGCUAAAGUGAAGGCCAUAUUCUCAAUAGAUACCGAGGACGGCGAAGAGCGAAUAGCCGGGCUAAACGUAUUGGAUGGCAAUAUGUAUAGAGCAAAGGGACCAGCUGGCGGCUCGGAUACGAUUGACCUCCCUUCCCACUUUCGAGUAUACCGCAAUGGUGAGUUGAUUUCCCCCGAUGACGAGAGUGUGACUGCCUCGAGUCUUCGUAAAUUUAAAGAAACGGUGGAAAGCGUCAAGCUAGGCGAAGAAUGCGGUCUGGGUCUCUCGGGCUUUUCGGAUUUCGAGGAGGGAGACGAAAUAGAAUGUUACAGCGUAGAAAUGAAAAAGGCUAAGUUAUAAUAGAGUUCAGUAUCACAAACGAAGAU
This is a messenger RNA of Pseudo-nitzschia multistriata, 3309 nucleotides long. The record is from the annotation of a GenBank genome assembly. Lineage: Eukaryota; Bacillariophyta; Bacillariophyceae; Bacillariales; Bacillariaceae.